Molecule: messenger RNA, 954 nt
Organism: Lodderomyces parapsilosis
Lineage: Eukaryota; Fungi; Ascomycota; Pichiomycetes; Serinales; Debaryomycetaceae
Product: DNA-directed RNA polymerase II core subunit
Exons: 1
Coding region: 1-954 (317 amino acids)
Biological process (GO): DNA-templated transcription
Cellular component (GO): RNA polymerase II, core complex
Molecular function (GO): DNA binding; protein dimerization activity; DNA-directed RNA polymerase activity
Source: RefSeq, a predicted model, not a curated record
AUGGAGCGAGAACAAGGACCAUCCAUCACUAUACGAGAACGAGAGUUGGAUAGAGUUGAUUUUGUUUUGGGAAAUGUCGAUUUGUCAGUAGCCAACGCCCUCAGAAGAACCAUGCUCGCUGAAGUACCCACAUUAGCCAUCGACUUGGUCGAGAUUGAUGUCAACACAUCAGUUCUCGCUGACGAGUUUUUGGCCCAUAGACUAGGGCUCAUACCGCUUGUUAGUGAAAACAUAGAGAAUUUAAAGUAUUCAAGAGAUUGUACCUGUGACAACUACUGUCCCCAAUGUUCAGUGACAUUAGAAUUGACGGCUAAAUGUGAUACAGACUCAACCAUGAAUGUUUACGCCAGUGAUCUUUUCAAGCCACCGAGUCCUUACCUGUUAGGUACGCCUGUGUAUAGGGACCACAUGGAGAGAGGCCCUAUCAUUUGCAAGUUGAGGAAACAUCAAGAAUUACGUCUAACUUGUAUUGCUAAAAAGGGAAUCGCAAAGGAACAUGCAAAAUGGUCCCCGUGUGCUGCUAUAGGGUUUGAAUACGACCCCUGGAACAAGCUAAAGCACACUGAUUAUUGGUACGAAGUUGAUGCUAACGAAGAAUGGCCUAAAUCGAAAAAUUGUGAUUGGGAAGAACAACCUGACCCUGAAGAAAAAUUUGAUUACAAGGCAAAACCUAAUGAUUUUUAUUUUGAUGUGGAAACAGUGGGAAGUUUGGCUCCCAAUGAUGUUGUAAUUCAAGCUAUCAAAACAUUGCAAGAGAAAUUGGCUUCGGUUGUUAUAGAGUUAGACAAGGAUAAAGUAGAAGGAGGUGAUGUUCCAGAUGGUGGGUUCACCACUUAUGGAAGAACAGACUAUGGACGUGGUGGAGAGACGCCAAUGAUUGGCGGUGCCACACCAUAUGGCGGAAGCACUACUUCCGGCAACUCUAGUGGAUACGGUGGAGGUACAUGGAAUUGA